Molecule: messenger RNA, 4756 nt
Organism: Aspergillus heteromorphus CBS 117.55
Lineage: Eukaryota; Fungi; Ascomycota; Eurotiomycetes; Eurotiales; Aspergillaceae
Product: putative SNARE-dependent exocytosis protein (Sro7)
Exons: 9
Coding region: 432-4529 (1365 amino acids)
Biological process (GO): establishment of cell polarity; regulation of protein secretion; regulation of exocytosis
Cellular component (GO): cytoplasm; plasma membrane
Molecular function (GO): myosin II binding; syntaxin binding; GTPase activator activity
Source: RefSeq, a predicted model, not a curated record
CCCGGAUAUCCUUAUGGGGCCCGCCCCUUCGCUUAAUGUCAUCACAUCAGGCAUAUGCUCCAUAUUACAUCUUCGCCGUUCGCUGCAUCCUUUACUCAAAUCAUCUGACCCCCCGAAAACGAAGACACGAUUGCGACCAGUUAGUUCGGUUUGCUGGGUCGAACAAUGCAAUCCGCCUUCAUUGGUUUCGGGGCGAGUGACUUGCAUCGCGCCUACCUACUAGUAGGUACUUUAUGCCCCAGGCUAGGUCCAGGUUCCAUGGGCUCGCUAUACCCGGGGAGGGAGAGAGAGAGAGAGAGCGAGAGAAGAGAGAGUUUCGUUCUUGCUUGACCCUGUCCCUGACUCCCCUCGGGCCCCUUCUCGAGGCUGCCAUGUUCGCGCGAGCGGAAAAGGCUUAUAUUCCUGGCUCUUCCACCGUCUGAUCAUUCACCAUGUCCGGCGAUUGUGCAAACGUGGGCUCUCCCUCGACCACCGACUGUUCUCUCGUCAUGCCGUUUCUAUCACCUCCCGACCCCCAACCCUCUGACCCCAUUGGUGCGGUCCUUCAGCGACACUUCUCUCCCUCGGUGCAGGUCAAAGGGGUCUACUCCUUACGGGGCCAUCUACAUUCCAUCAAUCGGAUCGUGUUAUCGAAUGGCGAUCAACUACUCCUGAAGUGCUCCCCGGGGCCAACGACCCCCCUCUUGCGGCGGGAGCAGCUGUUGCUGGAGACUGAGGCUCGCGCCCUUUCCAUCCUGAAGCAAAGUGAAACCCCAUACAUCCCCUCCUUUGUUCACUAUGGUCUCCAGGGAGGCUCGAUGGGGUCGGCCUUCCUCAUGCGGCACUAUGUUACCGGUUCCACGUUACAGGAGAUGGAGCCCCGGCUUACUAUCCAGGACCGGGACGGGAUCGACCGAGCUCUGGGGUCAUUAGCUUACAGGAUCGGACAACAUGCUUCUGACUCCUUUGGGUCCCUGGAACAGGUAGCCUGCGGGUCUGGCAAACGAUCCUGGCGGGAGGCGUUCGUGACGCUGUUAGAAGGCAUUCUUCGAGAUUCGGAGGACGCCUUUGUCCAUCUUCCCUAUGCUGAAAUCCGACACCAAGUUCGCCGGUUGUCACCUGCACUUGAGGAAGUGACGUCGCCGCGGCUCGUAGUUGUUGGCUUGGGUCAACCGUCGCAGGUGCUCCUUAAUCCCGAGUCUAAGCAACUGUCCGGGCUCAUCGGGCUGGAGUAUGCCCUCUGGGGGGAUGUUCAGAUGGCGGAAAUUUUUGGGGAGCCGUCCCCGGCUGUGCUGGAAGGCUUUGGCUCACGAUUGACGGAAGGCAGGUCCCAUGUGGCCCGGCAGCUAUUAUAUGCCUGCUACCGCUCUGUUCACAAAGUCACGAUCCAUUACUACCGUGACCAGGGGAUGACCACCGAGAUGGACGCCAGGAGGCAGCUAACAUCAAUCCUCUCUCAAACAUCCUCCUCCCCUGGGGUCACCGCUCCCCAAUCCGAAAUGGCGCAUUUCCUGCGGGGAAAGCAAGCCGGCAUCCAGAAGGACUUCUCCGAGAACUUGUCGCCGGACCUAUUCAACCUGGAAGAUUUCGCACGAUGCGGCAUCAACUCCCAGAUUAGCGCUAUCGCCUACGAUCCCGUGCAGUCGCUCCUCGCCGUCGGAACCAGUGACACCCAGUUCGGUCAGGGUCAGAUCUACAUCUUCGGUCAACGGCGGGUGGCGGCCGUUUUCGCCUUGCCCCGGAAGGCGUCCGCCAAGUUCAUCCAGUUCUGUGCCGACAAGCUGGUCAGCGUCGACUCCAAGAGCGAAAUCACCAUCUACUCCCUCGCGACCCGACAGACCCUGGUCUCCUACGCUCCUCCGACCCAUGCUAGCGCGUUGUUGACGGACCCCAGCCUUGAUUAUGCGUUCAUCGGGCUACAAAAUGGCGAUAUCAUUGCCUACGAUCUAGACCGUGAGACCCUCACCCCGUUCCGAGUGCCCAACCUGUGGGCUCAGCGCAACCCCCGAGCCCGGCUCUGUCCCGUCGUCAGUCUCAGCUUUUCGCCUCGUGAUAUCGGUAAAAUCUUGGUCGGGUAUCCGGAAGGUGCGGUGACGUUUUCAUUCAAGCAAAACGUGGCUCAGAAAUACUUCGAAUAUGAGGUCCCGCCGGGUGCACUGGGGGGUAAUGGUGACGUCCCGUCGCCAGAUUUGCGCAGACCCCGGCUGACUAGGGCUCUUUGGCAUCCGAAUGGCAUAUUCGUGUUGACGGUGCAUGAUGAUAAUAGCCUGGUGUUCUGGGAUUCCAAGGAUGGUCGCAAGAUUAUGGCCAGGUCGAUUCAGAAUCCCAAUGUUGAUCAGCCGGGUGUAGGCCCCGAACAACCGCCUUCGCCGGGUACAAGUGGGAUGAAGGAUCCGAUCACUAAUGUGGUAUGGUGUGUCAAGGACAAUGGUGAUGAUAGUGGACUGUUGAUUGCGGGUGGCCGGCCCAAGGCUGAGACCACCAAGGGACUCUCCUUCAUCGACCUGGGCCCGUCACCAAACUACCAGACUUCUUCAUGGGCGAUCAUCUCGAAGCAUUUUGAGUCCCCCAAACGCAACAUUGUCCUUCCUACUCCCCCGGGUGCGCAGGUUGUCGACUUCUGUGCUAUCCCUCGCAGCACUCCCUACUAUGGCGGAGCUCAUGAUCCUAUUGCGUUGAUCGCCCUCCUGUCUUCUGGAGAAGUGAUCACGAUGAGUUUCCCCAGUGGACACCCGAUUACGCCUACCAACAUGGUUCAUCCCUAUCUCUCGUUUGUGCAGCCUUUCGUGAACAAGGCUAUCCUGACUCCGGUCGAUCGUUCUGCAUGGUUGGGCCUGAAGGAGCGCAGAUCCCAGGGACCCAAGUUCUUGCUCGGAGGUGCAGAGGCAAACAAGUCGCUCAAGCGGUUCGAGGAUCGCAAUGUCCUGACAACGGCCCACGCGGAUGGAACCAUUCGCAUUUGGGAUGCCGGUAACGACGACGAGAUUGAGAACGGCGAGGUCGUCCAAGUGGAUUUGGCUCGGGCUGUUGGCCGUGUUGGCAACAUCGAAGUGACCGAGAUGUCGCUUGGCGGCUCGACUGGUGAGCUUUCCGUCGGCCUGAAGACCGGCGAGCUUGUGGUUUUCCGCUGGGGAACCAACCAAAGCUAUGGUCGUGAGGAGCCUCCGGGUGCCAAUGAGGGGCCUGGGAAGUUGACCAAGAUCAGCCACAGGGUCGACCCUGGACUAGAAAAGGGUGUUCUUCCACUGACGCUCCUGAACAUGCAGCAGGGCCCGGUCACUGCCUUGAAACACAGUCAAGUGGGCUUUGUUGCAGUUGGGUUUGAGGGUGGUGGUCUGGCGAUCAUUGAUUUGCGCGGGCCUGCCAUUAUCCACACUGCUCAUUUCUCAGAACUGCUCAAGGUAAACAAGAGAAGCAGCAUCUUUAACAAACGCAGCUCCUCGAUUCCCGCCCCGGAAUGGCCUACCAAGAUUGAGUUUGGCGUGCUAAGUUUGGAAGGCGAAGACUACUCUAGCAUCUGCUGCUUUGUGGGCACCAACCGAGGAAACCUGGCGACUUUCAAGAUCUUGCCUUCGGAGAAUGGCAAAUACAUGGCCACGUUUGUCGGUACGAAUAUGCUGGACGACAAGGUCAUCAGCAUCAUCCCGGUCAACGCAGAUGACGGCAGUCUCGCAUUGGCCACGCCCAACCUGGUCGGAGGCCUACGGAACGGGAAUCGUGUGAACGGCGUCGUCAUUGCGGUGACUGUUUCUGGCUGCCGGAUCUUCAAGCCCGCGACUUCCAAGGGCGCGCAUCGGUCCUGGGACGAUUACCUGUGCGACUCGGCCGCGGUGGUCAAGACUGAGGCCCGUGGCUACAGUCUCGUCGGGCUGUUUGGCGACGGACACACCCGUGCCUUCUCCAUCCCCGGUCUGAAAGAGAUUGGCUCCCGUCCGAUCAACCAGAUCGCUGAUAUGAGACGUCUUUCGGAUGCGACCAUCUCCUCCAAUGGAACCGUCUUGGUCUGGACAAGUCCUUCCGAAGUGGGACUGUUCAGCGUCUGGGGAACGGGACAUGGACUGUACGCAGCACUCGAGACUCCACCCACCUCGCCAAAAGCUAACAGUUCCUACAGACGACCGUCGGAAGACCAGCUCUACAACCCACAAGCAGUCAUUCCCCCGCGACCUACCAUCACCAACAUCCAGUGGAUCUCCGGUACCCAAUACAUCUCCCCAGCGGACAUGGACAUUCUCAUCGGCGGCCCCGACCGGCCCCCCUCCAAGCGCAUGCAGGAGCAGAUGCGGCAGGAAGACGAAGAGCGCCGGAGAGCUUUCCGCGAAGGCCGCACCCCGACCACCUCAUCCACGCAGUCAGGCAGCCAGGAAGGCUACUGGUCCUACAUGCAGCGGCAGGUGCAGGAACGCACCGAGAAACUCAGCUUCGCGGGCGAUAACAUGGAUCGGCUGGAGGAGAGCAGCAGUAACUGGGCGAAAGACGUGAAUAAGUUCGUUCAGAAUCAGAAGAAGAAGGCGGUUCUUGGCGCGCUGGGUUCGAAGUUCGGUAUUUGAGGGGACUAUUACUACGAGGUAGGGAGGGUAGUUGGAGGAAUGGAGUGCUGUUGUAGGGAGACUUGGGGAAGAGGAAGAAGGAAGUCAUUAGAACAUUUGUUCUUAUACAUACCCGGAAUCGGUUGGCGUUUUUUUUUUCUUUCUUUCUUUCUCUUUCGGGUUUCUUCGUUUGUUAUGCAUUUGGUUUAUUAGGUAUGUCAUGAAUGAAUUCAAGAAUUAUGGUCGUC